Molecule: messenger RNA, 165 nt
Organism: Dibothriocephalus latus
Lineage: Eukaryota; Metazoa; Platyhelminthes; Cestoda; Diphyllobothriidea; Diphyllobothriidae
Source: the annotation of a GenBank genome assembly
UACCCGGGAUUCCACAGCUUCCCCGGCUUCCAGGGCUUCCGCGAACCCAGUUUUCAACACUUUCAAAAACCAGUAGCAGCAGAAUACGAGAUCGGAUAUCCGAGCAGGGCCAUGGAGGGCACCGAAAAGUCUUCCAAGACUGUGGAUGAUAUGAAAAAGCUGUAG